CGACGAUUCCGCUUCAGUCUUUUCUUGGAAUGAAUGAUUGGACUCGACUUGUCAAGCACCAAUACGAACGAGAGGGCGCUUGAAGGACAUCGACGGGAGUAUGAGCUUAGACGAAUGCUGGAGUCCCGUCGAACACCCAAAGACUCUGGGAGGCAUAUGUGGGCGUCAGUGCCGAGUGUCACGACGGAGGAGUCCGAGUUCGACGUCCAGGCAGCUAUCGAGGCUAUGGGCAAUCCCAUGCCUUUCACUCUUACUGAUCAGAUCAAUUCUUUGGUACGCCCGCUAUCGUCAUGCUUUCUGGGAAGCUGGACCACCGGCGCUAUAUCGCAUGAAUGACGACGAUGGGCGCUUCUUCGCUUGCUCUCACGUUAUCUAUGCAAACCUUAUGAUACAUUCACCAGAUCCGCAUCAUCCCUACCGCUUCAUUAUUGACGAACUCGGCAUUAUUCCUAUGACACAAUACGAUGCCCUCAUGUACAGGCGAUAUGAAAAGGGAGUAUGUUCACAGAUCUUCUGUGUCGUUUUCGUGUGCGGAAGUACCCGAGUCUUGAAGGUUAUGGAGAACGACUCACUAUGGGGGAGGACGAUCGAAGAAAGCGAUUCUUGGAAGAUAUCUCUCAUUGGUGCGACGUCGUCCGAUCUUCGUUCUGAUAUUUUGGGUGCUGAGUAGAACAAACGUUGAUAAUAAAUUAGAGG
Messenger RNA from Dacryopinax primogenitus, 696 nucleotides. RefSeq lists its product as uncharacterized. The transcript has 2 exons. Lineage: Eukaryota; Fungi; Basidiomycota; Dacrymycetes; Dacrymycetales; Dacrymycetaceae. Bases 101 to 670 code for a protein of 189 amino acids. The record is from RefSeq and is a predicted model, not a curated record.